This is a messenger RNA of Hibiscus syriacus, 573 nucleotides long. RefSeq lists its product as uncharacterized. Bases 1 to 573 code for a protein of 190 amino acids. NCBI's taxonomy places the organism in Eukaryota, Viridiplantae, Streptophyta, Magnoliopsida, Malvales, Malvaceae. The transcript is spliced from 3 exons. The record is from RefSeq and is a predicted model, not a curated record.
AUGAACGUUCUUUGUAAGCUUCUGGAUUUAGAUGAUGCAAGGAACCUGUUUCAAUUUCAUCCCAAAUAUAAGAAAAUUAGCUUAACUCAUCUGAGUUUUGCUGAUGAUCUCCUUAUCUCCUGUAAGGGUUCAUUGGAUUCGAUUAUGGGGUUAAGUGCAUUUUGGAGAAGUUUUGUGUGGUCUAAUUUGAAGCUUAAUGCUGCUAAGAGUGAACUCUUUGCUUCUGGGGUCAAUGUUAAUUCUCUUGCUGCAAUUCAGAGUCUCUCAAGGUUCAAGUUAUAUCAUCUGUCUGUUCGUUACCUUGGGGUACAUUUGGUAACUAGGAACUCUCUGAAAAGGAUUGUUACCCUCUUAUUGAACAAGCAGCUCAUUCUAGCUCAGUCCAUCAUUAAGCACAUUGAGCAGCUUUGUGCUAGGUACCUUUGGAAGGGUUCAGACUCUCCUGCAACAGGUGUUAAGAUUGUUCCCAAGCCCCAUUUUAGUUGGUGCACAAAGAGGAUGCUGAAAACUAGGGAAGAGUCUUUCAUGGUGCUUGGAGUGAUUGCUGAUUGUAGUGUGGUUACCACCUCCUAG